Molecule: messenger RNA, 3174 nt
Organism: Diatraea saccharalis (sugarcane borer)
Lineage: Eukaryota; Metazoa; Arthropoda; Insecta; Lepidoptera; Crambidae
Source: the annotation of a GenBank genome assembly
AUGAGCGAGGCACCCCCAACACGAGUAACUUCAAUUUACUUAUUGGGGUGGUCUCAAAACAAUCUAAUGAAUCCACACGAAAAAGCCGAGGAGAAAUCUGAAGCUGAGACGACGGUCGGUGCAGUAGAAGAGAGUACGGCUGGUGAUGCAGCGGGUGAUGCCACCACAGAAGCAGCUGAGGGAUUACUACUUAGCAUUACACAAAAUGCGGAUACAUCUGAACAACAAAACAAAGAAAUCUUGAAAGCGUUGAAAAUUCUAGAAUCUGUCAUCAAUAAAAAUGUAACAGAUGAAAUAACAGUUAAACCGGUACUCAAAGAUGAUAUACUCAACUUCAUUCACAAUUUGAACCCACAUCUUUUGACUAGACCUGCUGUUGAUGACAACAAUGAUAAUACAUCACCUUUACUUCAAUCCAGAGAAAUAAUAGAGAACAAUACAAAAAAGAAUGAAGAAGAAGAACACAGAAGAUUCUCGAUUUGGCUACAGAAUGUGUUCAGUGACAAAGCAUAUGAUAACAAGGGAAUAAACAGAUUCACUUUAGAAAAACUCAUCGAACAUGAAAAUAAAUCUCCAAUUGACGAGGGAUCUGAAGAAAUGCCUGAAAGUCGAAGAUUAAUGAAUUGGUUUCGAUAUAUAUUCCAAACACCUAAUAGGGCUACUACAACACCAACGAGGACAGAUCAAAAGUCAAAUAUAGAUUUGAACAUAACAGAUAUUAAAGAGAAAACACAGAAAAACAUUAAUCAAAACAAUCUAACUGAUGUUCUUGAUCAUCUGAAUCAUAUUUUGACUAAGAUAAAUAAAAAUCUAGAGGACCAUAACUCAAUAACAAAAAAUGAUAAAGGCUUUAUUGUUUUGAAUAUACCUACUGAUCUUCCAUUUCUAACUAAUACACAAGACACAAACCUGACUUCGAGACGCAAGAGAGAACUUAACAAUACUAUUGAAAAGGUGGUCGAUAGCAAGAAUGAUAGAAAGACUGAAGCAGAUGAUUACAAAAAUGAUACUGUAUCUAACACUAGAAGAUCUUUUGAUUCAAGUAAUGGUUUUAAAAUUUAUCAACCUCAUGAAGUAGUAGGAAAUGAAAAUGUUAAUGAUUAUGAUAAAUCAGUUGAUGUUGCAAAAGAAUUGAAAGGGAAUCUUAUUAGCAUCGUUACUGACGCUUUUAAAGACAUAAAACAGAAAAUUGGUCCUAUAAAAACAAUCAAAGAUAAAUAUUUAUCAGACGAUAUGUUUAUAAUAGGUUACAUAGUUGCAUGUAUUGAUACUUUGGAAAUUACUUUAACAAAAUUAAUGGCUGAAAUGGAAUCAAAAGAGCAAUUUUGGAAUGAGAAACAGCUAAUGGAAUUGUUUAAUAAAUUAAACACUUCUAACAAAGUUAUUGGUAGGCUGAUGGAUUCAUUACACAAGUAUAUGAUGAGACUAGACAGCAAUUAUGUAAUUUAAAUAUUCAAUAAAGUUUGUUUUUUUAUAAUAUAGUGUUUGAUUUGAUGCUUGGAAGUGAAAGAGAAUGUAGCGAGUCCCUUACAACAGCGAGCUGGACACAAAUACUGGAAUAAAACAUUUUCUCGAGCGUAAAGAUAUGUCUUAUUUAGAUAAUAAUACCCAUAAGUGGCGUAUAAAGCCCGAAUGGUUGAUUAUGGCCCGUUCUACCUCUGCAAUUCUAAAGAUAGAAGGUCUAUGGCCCAACAGUGAUAUCAUGAAGGGUACAGGGGCAAAACCAGGAAUGUCACAAAAAUUCAAAAAGUUUAUUUUUGAUGGCAAUACCUUCAUUUUCCCGCGUAUUUUUAUUCGAUAUUACACAAAAGCGUAAAAACAAGUGUAGUCAGAUGUACUACAUAAAUCUCUAAACUGUAUACAGGAACAAAACAGGGAAGGUCCAUAGUGUAACAGAACGUAAAAAGGAAUGACCAAGCUGUCAAAAUACUUAAGUCAACUUAGAAUGUGACAAAAAUAUGUUCCAUACCAGUGGUAUGAUUUGCUGAGAGUUAGUCGCCAAAGACCCAAACCUUUUGAGGUGAUUGAAGUAGGAAUAGGAGAAGUAAUCAAAAAAUUUUCAGAUUUUUUUCGAAAUCAAUAUCUGAAAAAAUGCUCAUUUCCUGUGCAGUCCCAAAUGUCAAAAAAGGGAACUGGAUCAGACAUAUUAAAUGAAUUUGAAUUGCCAGAAUUUUCCUAUCAAAUUUUUUUACCUAUUAGUGCAGAAAAGUACAAGGAUUUAAUAGAAAAAGAUUUUGUUCUGAGGGGGCUCAAUCCUACUUUGAAGGCAUUCCUCAUUAAUUAGUAAAAUAAAUAUUAAGUUGGACAUUCCUUGUAUGGGACACGGUGGACAUUACCAGUUUUUAUAUGUUCCAAAGGCGAAUUACUUUAAUUUUUUAAAUAUUAAAAUAAAUACAUUUUCAUUUAAUAUUUCAUGUUCCUAAAAAUAAUACUUUAUAAGGUAAACUAAAGUUCCUAUUAGUAGUUUAUAAUUUUAAGUGACACUUAAGAAUGUUUUUGACUUUGUCAAAUUACAAUGUUAAUUACUUAAUUUUUUGUUUUUGUGACAUUUCUUGUUUUACCCCUGUACCCUUCUUGUCUGAAAAUGAUAAAAGUUAAAUAAAAAACAAAGUUAAUUUAUAUUUUAUAUUUAACAUCAGUCUAUUAUUGAAAUUACAAUAUAAAGUAUUUAUACUAUUACAUUUUUUAAAUAGUACACGUACAUUUACAUUUAAAUAUGAACGUUACUUAAGAAAGGUUCAAGUCAUAGUUGACAAGAAGAACGGUUACCCGAAACUCAUAAGCUCCCUUAUUUUUCUUUUUUUACUUACAAUGUAGAAAAUUUAAGAUUAUCAAUAAAUAUACUGGAAACCACGACAUAUAAAAUAUCAACAGUUGAUUUUGAACCAUAGUCUCAAUAUUUUAAGGUUGAAAAUCAAAUGUAGUUUAACUACUUUUAAAUAAACAGUCGGUUAAGAAUUGUGUAAUUUUAAAAUCUAUCGCAACCGCUUUCAGAGACAGCGAUUUAUGGCAUUAUGUAACUUUUAAGGCUGAUUGAUUGAUGAUUUGAAUUCCAAUUUACAAUUUAGACUUUAAAAAAAUUAUAAUUUAGACCAAUAUCUUUAAAAAAACGAUCACGAUCCACAUAUGAAAUAGUAGCGUGAAAUUCUUGUAUUUUUCAAAUAUCAAAUUGAA